GAAAACACUAGCAGUUCUUAAACACUCUUCUGACCAAAGGCAAAGCCUAGGAUGUGAGGCAGUCCUCCCGUUCUCUUACCACUUGGCGUCUCUUAAAAUGUGCGAACACACACAAUGCCCCUGAGGCUUCGGAGACAGGCGGAGAACGAGAGACAGAGCAGGGCGACGGAACGAGAGAGGGGAGGGCGACCAGGAAGCGGACUGAAGAGAAAGCAGAACGCGAGGGAGAGAGACGCUCACUCAAGACUGUCACGCUCGGGACGGCGUAGGAGAGGUUUUGUCUCUCUCGAUCGCAAGUGCACUAGCACAACGGUGCUUUUAAACAAAGAAUCGUUUAAACCGCAGGUGCUACCAGCCACCAACGGAUUUCCCAUGCAACAACGGGAUUUUUUUCACAAACAAAAGGACACAUCUGUGACACUUGGAUAAGUAGCCUACAGAAAACGUCAGACAAAGAGCGCCCGCGAAGGUAAAGAAACUUACUGGAAAAAGUUUGUAGGCUAUUUUUUCUGUUCACCGUUACAGGCGAUAUUUUUAAAGUGGAGUUUUAAUUUGUAUAACUUACGCUUAAACGCUUUACUGUCUUGUGGAUAUAUCCAUCGGGAAGACCGCAUUGCCUGGCGCUGGCGUGAUUUCCUCUGGCUCUUAAGUCUCAGGAGCGAGUAGAGCUUUGAUUUCUUUAGGCUCAGGGGCGUCUGGUGGGGAGUCUGACUGCCGGCUAAAGCAGAGGAGGAUAGAAGUUGAAGAAGCUGGAGACAGAGGCUGCAAACUCUUGGGAGGAGUUUUUUCACCAUGACUUAAAGCAACUCCCCGCAAGAUGCAUACAUACACAACCCUGUGAAGCUUUGGCUGAACAGCAAAGAAUGUACCAUCCAGCAUUUUGAUUGUAGGCUAUGUAAUCAGCUUAUAGACCCCACCCCACCUCAAGACAUCAAAAAGAACUAAUCAAAGACACUUCACAGGAGAUAUUUUGUAAAUAAGUCGUUUGAAGGAGCCACUUCUGUUUGUUGACUUUUUUUUAUACUUAACUGACCAUUCAUGGUGGACCAGGGGUUGAGAGACCAGGGGUUCAUUGAGUAGCUGUUACAUAACGGUCAACCCUCAUCGCUGGUCCUCCUGUUUCUUUGAGACAUGUACAACAGCACCCAGCUGAUAGAUAACAUCACCCAGUCAUGGGCCUACGGCAACGGCAGCACCAUGCCACCGGCAUUGGACACGCCGUGCCCCAAGAACGACAGCUUCAAGUACCCACUGUACAGCACAGUGUUCAGCAUUGUGUUCGUGGUGGGCCUCAUCACCAACGUGGUGGCCAUGUACAUCUUCCUGUGCUCACUGAAGCUGCGCAACGAGACCACGACGUACAUGAUGAACCUGGUGGUGUCGGACCUGCUGUUCGUGCUCACACUCCCGCUGCGGGUUUUCUACUUCAUCCAGAGGGACUGGCCGUUUGGCGGGACACUCUGCCAGCUGUCCGUCUCGCUCUUCUAUACCAACAUGUACGGCAGCAUUUUCUUUCUCACCUGCAUUAGCGUUGACCGCUUCCUGGCUAUCGUGUACCCGUUCCGCUCACGGGCGCUGCGCACCAAGCGCAACGCCCGGAUUGUGUGCGCGGGCGUGUGGGUGUCAGUGCUGGCCGCAAGCCUGCCGACGGGAUUCCUGCUGGAUCCCACGACCCGAAAGAACAACACAAGCAGCGGUGGCGGCGGUGGCCAGUUCUGCUUCGAGAACUUCUCGUCCACGCAGUGGAAGUCGCACCUGUCCAAGGUGGUCAUCUUCAUCGAGACAGUGGGCUUCCUCAUCCCACUGCUGCUGAACGUCUUCUGCUCGGUCAUAGUUCUCCGGACGCUCCGGAAGCCCCAGGCACUGGGCCGCGGCGGCAAGCUCAACAAGACCAAGAUUUUGCGCAUGAUCUUUGUGCACCUCUGCAUCUUCUGCUUCUGCUUCAUCCCCUACAACGUCAACCUGGUCUUUUACUCACUGGUGCGCACAAAGACUCUGCAGGGCUGCCAGGUGGAGUCAGUGGUGAGGACCAUCUACCCGGUGGCACUCUGCAUCGCCGUCUCCAACUGCUGCUUCGACCCCAUCGUCUACUACUUCACGUCGGAGACCAUCCAGAACUCGAUGAAGCGCAAGUCUCAGGUGGGCCGUGGCUACGACGUCAAGUUCUCCGAGGCCAUGCAGUCGGAGACCUCCACCAGCCUUCGUUUCAAUCUGCAGACACUCAAAGCAAAAGUCUUCAACAAUGAGUCCAAUGUAUAAGAGGCUUUUAAUGUUGGGGUGGGGUGGGUCCCGAUGGGAAUAUGGGGAGUGAUCGUUUGUGGAGAAGGACAGGGGAUGUGCAAGUGAGCUCUCAGAGACCCCGAAGGCCCUGAGAGACCUAUCAAACAGGUGCUUGGGUCCGGAUAUGUGGAGAGGAGAGUUUCAAAGUUCUCAGUUCGGACAGACAAAGAAACCACAUGAUGCAUGAUACUUGUACACAUUCAUGGAUGUGCCAUUCGACCCUUACACUCUCCACUUUUCAGAUGUGAGAAAGGGGCAAAUGGAAUGAAUGCUUAUACUCCUCUCAACUGGAACUUAAACUGAACACUGGAGACUAUAUAUAUAUAUAUAUAUAUAUAUAUAUAUAUAUAUAUAUAUAUGUGUGUGUAUAUAUACAAAAAAUGUGUGUGUAGAAAUGUAUUUGAGUCGGUCUUGUGAAAGUGAAAGCUAACAUACAUUAUUUAAUUUCACAUUAAACCAUAUAAUUCAUUGCUCAAUGCUGUUUCUGGCUACUGAUCCUUUCCUGUAGGUCACUAAUGGCAGAGAGGUAUGUAGCUUAAGCACCAUGCUACUGUAACCAUUAAACCAGAGCUAUUAAGGGCACUUAAUGUUAGAAUUCACAUUAUAUUGCACUGACAUUUAAUGUCUAUGACCAAUGCCACUCUGUAUUUUUUCAAGAGGUCGUUAACCGGCCAAAUAAAGCAUAAUGUGUCAUAAAGGCACUUUCUAACA
Molecule: messenger RNA, 2991 nt
Organism: Alosa sapidissima (American shad)
Lineage: Eukaryota; Metazoa; Chordata; Actinopteri; Clupeiformes; Clupeidae
Gene: lpar6a
Product: lysophosphatidic acid receptor 6a
Exons: 1
Coding region: 1132-2259 (375 amino acids)
Biological process (GO): positive regulation of Rho protein signal transduction; phospholipase C-activating G protein-coupled receptor signaling pathway
Cellular component (GO): membrane
Molecular function (GO): lysophosphatidic acid receptor activity
Source: RefSeq, a predicted model, not a curated record